Penicillium alfredii is the source of this 3144-nucleotide messenger RNA. Its product is annotated as putative NRPS-like enzyme. The transcript is spliced from 3 exons. Gene Ontology annotation, molecular function: phosphopantetheine binding. The record is from RefSeq and is a predicted model, not a curated record. NCBI's taxonomy places the organism in Eukaryota, Fungi, Ascomycota, Eurotiomycetes, Eurotiales, Aspergillaceae. The coding region runs from base 1 to 3144 and encodes 1047 amino acids.
AUGUUGGCCACUCUACCCGCUCAGCCAAACCCUAUCCCGUUGGCCAAAUCGGCCGACAACACCAGCCAUGGGGUUCUGGUAGAAGGGACCCCGGCCGAGCCACGCACAAUAGAUGAGUUUGUCCGGCAAAGGGCCUCUCUGGAUGAGUCUCAACAGCCGAUCAUCUCUUACCCCAAGACGGGCAUUGAAUAUGUCGACUAUUCCAUGCACCAGCUCGAUAUAUUCGCUUUCCGAGCAGCCCAGCACCUGGCAAAGCACAUCCCUCCACGCACGUCUUCAUCAGAAACACCUGCGGUGAUUGGACUCCUCGGACUAUCAGAUCUCAACUACCUCGUGACAGUUCUGGCCCUGGCCAAGCUCGGUCACACAGGACUACUACUCUCGACGCGCAUCUCCAUCGAGGCCUACCUCUCCCUCCUGGAGAAUACUAAGUCCUCCAAUAUCAUCACUCAGCCGAGUCUUCGUGGUACAGCCGAGGAGCUGCAGAAACACCGCCCCCAUCUUCAGAUCGACGAGAUCCCCUCGCAAGAUGUUUACAACCAUCCCAUCGUCGACCAGGUCGACACAAAUCUCACUCCGCACCUAGACCCUGAACUGGAGUCCAAAUAUAUUGCAUGGAUCAUUCACUCCAGUGGUUCGACGGGUCUGCCCAAGCCGAUCUUUCAUACCCACUUCGCGGCUCUGAAGAACUACGUCGGGAGCAUGAAUAUGAACGGGUUUAUCACUCUGCCGCUGUAUCAUAAUCAUGGCAUGAGCGUCUUGUUUCGCACGAUCUACUCUUGCAAGAAGCUGCAUCUUUAUAAUGCUGAGCUGCCGCUCACCAAACGGUAUUUGAUCGACAUUAUGAGAUCGCACGACUUUGAGAUUUUCUACGGAGUGCCCUACGCUUUGAAGUUGCUAGCAGAGACCCAGGAAGGGGUUGACGUCUUGCUUAAAUUCAAAGCUGUCAUGUUCGGGGGCUCAGCGUGCCCUGACUCACUGGGUGAUCGGCUGGUCAAUAACGGUGUCCAUUUGAUCGGCCACUAUGGGUCAACCGAAACCGGUCAGCUCAUGAUGUCAACGAGACCUCGAGAUGACAAAGGCUGGGACUGGCUGCGGCCCACAGACACCGUGAAGAAAUAUUUACAGUUCGAGGAACGGAGCCCCGGCCUCUAUGAGCUGCUCUGUCUCGAUGGAUGGCCGUCCAAGGUGAUAUCCAAUCGACCGGAUGGCUCCUAUGCCACCAAGGAUCUCUUCAUUAAGCAUCCGACUGUGGAGGCCUACAAGUACUACGCGCGACUCGAUGACACUAUCGUCCUUCUGAACGGGGAGAAGGUCAACCCGCUAGACCUGGAAGGAAGUGUCCGGCAGCACGACGCCGUCUCCGAGGCUAUUGUUUUCGGUGCUGGAAAGGCCUGCAUUGGGCUAGCAGUCAUCCGUUCUCCUGCCGCGGAGAGUCACACUGACGAGGCGCUCCUUGAUAAUAUCUGGCCGGCCGUGGAACAGGCUCAUGAAGUACUGCCCGCCUUUGGACAGCUUUCCCGGUGUAUGGUGAAGAUACUUCCUGCAGCCACGCAGUACCCUCGCACAGAUAAGGGGACUGUCAUCAGACAGGCUUUCUACCGAGAGUUCCGUGAUCUUAUCGAAGAGGCGUAUGAGGCAGCAGAGGCUGUUACUGGGUCUCUCAACUUGUCGGAAGACGAGAUGAAGGUGUUCCUGCGCGAGAAUCUCCGGAAGAUGUUGCCCCUCAAAGAUCCGUCUGCUUUAACGGAUAAUGCGGACUUUUUUUGCCUGGGGAUGGACUCACUACAUGCUACACAGCUCCGGUCUCUGUUGGUGAAGAACAUCAAUACGAACGGGCAGAAACUUGGAUUGAACGUCGCUUUUGAGCACCCUUCGAUCAAUAAGCUCGCUCGUCACCUAUGCUCCUUGGCAUGUGGUGUCACCGAUGGGGCUUAUGCCGUGGAGGACCAGAUGCAGGCGCUUAUAGACAAGUACAGCCAGUUUGAAACGCACCGGCCCAUGGCGAACGGUCUGGGCGGCAAAUGUAUUGUUCUCACCGGUGCCACCGGUUCUCUCGGUAGCCACAUUGCUGCGCAGCUCUCAUCGCACGAAGAGGUCCGGAAGGUCUACUGUCUUGUGCGAGCUGCUUCCACCAUCGAAGCCUACGAUCGGCUGCUUGAUUCCAUGCGGACCCGCCGCGUGUACGAUAGUAUUUCCUCCUCGGCGCGCAAUAAACUGAUCCCUCUCCCGUCCGACUUGUCGCAGCCCACACUAGGGCUAGACGCCUCAACGUACAACACCCUCGCUUCAGAAAUCACGGAUAUCGUCCAUAGCGCCUGGUCCGUGAACUUCAACCUGCACCUCAGCAGUUUUGAGCGCGACAGCAUCGCAGGACUCAAGCACCUACUCGAUCUAAGUCUCAAAGCGCAGCGUUCAGCCCCGGCCUCGUUCAACUUCUGCUCGUCCAUCAGCGCCGUCGCGCACACAGCCACCUAUACCGUCCCCGAGACGCUCCCAGCGAAGCUAAGCUACGCCCAAGACAUGGGCUACGCACAGGCCAAGCUGGUCGGCGAGCACCUGUGCAUGCGAGCCGCCGCACAGACGGGGGUAGCCGCACGCGUGCUGCGCAUUGGUCAAGUCAUCGGCGACACGCAGCACGGCAUCUGGAAUGCCACCGAGGCCAUCCCACUAAUGCUGCAAUGCGCCACAACUAUCGGUGUAUUGCCCCGGCUCGACGAGUCGCUGCUGUGGCUUCCGGUCGAUUUGGUCGCCGGCACCAUCAUCGACCUCUCCCUCUCGUCAACGGUUAUCUCCGGCGCCGAUCCUGCGGCGAGUCUCAUCUUCAAUGUUGUUAGCCAGCAUCCUUUCCACUGGACCCGCGACUUGCUCCCGUAUUUGCGUGCGGCCGGGUUGCAGUUUGAGGAACUUGAUCAGCGCGAGUGGUUGCGGCGGCUGCGCUCGUCAAAUCCUGACCCUGCGACCAACCCGCCAAUUAAACUGGUUGAUUUCUUUGCUGGUAAGUAUGACUCAGAUUUGCCGAGGAAGAGCUUCACAUGGCAGACAGAAAAGGCGCGCUCUUCGUCUACUCUGGCAAAUGCUCUACCACUGGACCAGGGCCUUGUGGAGAAGCUGGUGCGGUAUUUCCGGCAAGAAUGUUGGUGA